This is a messenger RNA of Gasterosteus aculeatus aculeatus (three-spined stickleback), 3504 nucleotides long. It is a transcript of the gene bmp6, whose product is annotated as bone morphogenetic protein 6. NCBI's taxonomy places the organism in Eukaryota, Metazoa, Chordata, Actinopteri, Perciformes, Gasterosteidae. Gene Ontology annotation, molecular function: cytokine activity; growth factor activity. Gene Ontology annotation, cellular component: extracellular region. The record is from RefSeq and is a predicted model, not a curated record. Gene Ontology annotation, biological process: BMP signaling pathway.
CACACGCACACGUACACGCGCGUGGAUAUUAUACUGCAACCUGCUGAUUCCUGCUAGACUUGCGUCGCACUUCCACUGUUAAAGGGCAACGUUCGUCGGUGCGCAACGCUGCGACAUCGCACCUCUUUGGAGCGCAAACGCGUCCGCACGAGUGAAAUGGCUUCGGUCGCCGGACUGCUUUUAUUUGUGAACGUCGUAUCAAACGGCGCCGUUUGACCGACUUACCGGAGCGCUCGGAAUAAAGUUUCUCAUGGUGCACUCUACCCCGAAGCAGCACGGCGCGCGACAGGAGUCCGAAAUGAAAGCAGCGCCGACACCUUUUUGCGCAUUUCUCUAUCGGAAGUAUUCCAAAUGGCUUGAUUCGCGAGUCAUGUAUCGCGUUUGAUCUCUGUGACUGACAACUGCGCGCUUCGACGGACUUUGGUUUACCAUUACGCCUUCUUCUUUUUUUUACAUUUGGAUAAGGGACUGCAGCUCCAAGAGAGACCCACUUGGGACAGCGGAGAACACAGCGGGGAAACACCAUGAACAGCUGCUGGCUUGCCCUGGUCGGAUUGUGGUGGACUGCGUAUUGCUGCAUGUUCCUGGUGGCGGGGAGUAACUAUUCACUGGAUGGAAACAACGAGGUGCACCCGGGCUUCAUCCACCGGCGGCUCCGGACGCACGAGAAGAGGGAGAUGCAGAAGGAGAUCCUGUCCAUCCUCGGGCUGCCUCACAGACCGAGACCGCAUCCGCCGCACGGGAAAUACAACUCCGCUCCGCUUUUCAUGCUGGACUUAUACAACACCAUAUCGAACGAGGAGAAGAGCCGGGUGGAGGGCAUCGUGGACCGGUACGAACCCAUGCAGACGACCCCGAGUCCUUCUCUUGCCACAUAUCAAGAAAGUGCCUUUCUAAAUGACGCAGACAUGGUCAUGAGCUUCGUUAACCUUGUGGAGUACGACAGGGAGCUCUCUCCGCAGCGGCGUCACCACAAGGAGUUUAAGUUCAACCUCUCACAGAUCCCAGAGGGCGAGGCCGUCACCGCAGCAGAAUUCCGCCUCUACAAGGAGUGUGUGAGCCGCGCCUUCCGCAACGACACCUUCCUAGUCAAAGUCUACCAGGUGGUCAAGGAGCAUCCUCACAGAGAGGCCGACUUCUUCCUGCUGGUCCGCAGGCUGUGGGCGUCCGAGGAGGGCUGGCUGGAGUUUGACAUCACGGCCACCAGCAACCUGUGGGUGAUGAGCCCGGCGCACAACCUGGGCCUGCAGGUCAGCGUGGAGACCAGCGGCGGGCGGAGCAUCGGCUCCAAGGAGGCGGGGCUCGCCGGCCGCGACGGCGCGCUGGAGAAGCAGCCUUUCAUGGUGGCGUUCUUCAAAGUCAGCGAAGUGCACAUCCGCUCCGCCCGCUCCGCCGGCGGCGGUAAGCGUCGGCAGCAGAACCGCAACCGGUCCACGCAGCCGCAGGACGGAUCCAGAGGGCUCGGCCCGGCAGAUUACAACAGCAGCGACCAGAAGACGGCAUGCAGACGGCACGAGCUCUUCGUGAGCUUCAGAGAGCUGGGCUGGCAGGAUUGGAUCAUCGCUCCCGAAGGCUACGCAGCCAACUACUGUGACGGAGAGUGCUCCUUCCCCCUCAACGCCCACAUGAACGCCACCAACCACGCCAUCGUUCAGACGCUGGUGCACCUGAUGAACCCGGAGAACGUACCGAAGCCCUGCUGUGCCCCCACCAAGCUCCACGCCAUCUCUGUGCUCUACUUUGAUGACAACUCCAACGUCAUCCUGAAGAAGUACAAGAACAUGGUGGUGCGGGCGUGCGGCUGCCACUGACGGCGAUAUCGAGGGCCGAACGAUGCCGGGUUACAAGUUGGGGUUUGCAAAGGGCUGCAGCUGCAAAAGGGACUCCAGGGUGUGACGUUGACCUCAGCUAGACUCCCGGUUUAAAUCCUCAUCCUGCAAGGGACGUCCGCCCUGAAAGAGACGUUGACGUGAUCCAUUCAAAUAUUCUUGGGACGCUUCAGUUUUAGGAAACUUCACCCCUUCAAUGUCGAGCCCCCGAGCUGUCAAUCACCUCCUCCGUUAGCUGUGGAGGGUCUGCAACAAACGUGUGUGUGUGUGUGUGUGUGUGUGUGAGAGAGAGAGAGAGAGAGAGAGAGAGACAGUGGACUUUUAGUUUGUGUGUUCAUGGAAGUGUGUGUGAGAGGCUACUGCCCCUCCUCCCUAGUAGCGAGGGAGGGGGCUGCACUGAACUGUCAGUCAGAGUGCUGCUUUCUGUUCCUUCUUCCAGAGGAGGCUCCAAUAAUGAGCAACAGCUUCUCUACAUCACCUUGCGGAGUUUACUCAGUUUUAUCAAAACCAACAAUCAUUAACGUCACCAGGUCAGUAGUUUAUAGAUGGAAAAAUACAAACUCAAUCGAAUGAUAUAUAUAUAUUUUUUUCUUAAGCCUUAUUUGCCCUCCUAAAAUAUAAUACGGACUGAACCCAAGUGACCGCUGGCUAUUUUAGUAGCCACUGCUCCAAAUAUCCCGUGUGUGUCAAUAUUUGCCAGACUCACUGCGAGCUGCGAUUGACCAGGCUGGUUAAACAUGGACGCAUGUUGUGGCUAAACUGAUGUUUAUUCUCCGGAGAACCGAAGAAUAAAGCCUUAUCCCCACGUUGCUGCACUCUCAAAGUUAACAAAUGCUUCCACCCCAUCAAGAGAUUGUGGGUUUUAUAGCGUCAAAAACAGUUUGUUCUAGUGUUCAGAAAUGAUCCCAAGUGGCAACAGCUUUCCAAUCGAAUGUUACUGUGAGCUUUGAAUGACUAACAAGAAUCAAUACCGUAUGUGCCUAACCAAUCAUAAAUUACAAAAUAUACCUCUGGUAAGCUGCUGUUUACAUUUUUGAUCAUGUUUAGUCUGUUUUUUGUAAAUACUUGUACAUUCUCAGCUUAUUUAUUGCACCUUUUAUUAAAGAAACACAUACCUUAUUAACAGACAGAUGCAAGGACGAAAUGAAAAUACAAACUUAUUUUUGAAAUUUUUUAUUAUGAAAUCUCAUGUUACAAUUUGCCAUUAUUCACUUUUUUUGUACAAAACCCAUGGGUAGAGCACGGCCCAUGACUCAUAGGGGGGAAAUAUUUCUGUCACUGGAGUUCCUUAGACCAUGUGCUAUCCAUAAAAACCUAGAGUAAAAAAAACUGCUGUGUCCGACUGUUUGUGUACCCGGGUUGUACAAUAAAAAGGUGCCCUGCAUCCUGCAGCUCACUCUCCUCCGGUCAAAGGGCAUCCAUUAGCGCAUUAGCAUGCUUCACACGUGGGUGAAGUCAGUCCCAGAGAUAUUUUCUUGAGCGGGGAACUGUUGGAUUGCCGUUUUAGUCGAAGGGGGAAAAAGAAAAUAAUGUCACUGGUUUGUGACAGACGCACGUCAGGUAGUUCUAUGGACUCAAGAGGCAGCUGGUUCAACCGCUAAGAUGAGAAUAGAUCAUGACAUCAUCAGGUCAGCCCACCUGACCCCGAGCUGCAGGAACCUCAGUCCCUCUCAAG